This is a messenger RNA of Purpureocillium lilacinum, 681 nucleotides long. RefSeq lists its product as uncharacterized. Gene Ontology annotation, molecular function: protein binding. NCBI's taxonomy places the organism in Eukaryota, Fungi, Ascomycota, Sordariomycetes, Hypocreales, Ophiocordycipitaceae. Gene Ontology annotation, biological process: protein homooligomerization. The record is from RefSeq and is a predicted model, not a curated record.
AUGGCCGCCCCCGCAGGGACGGCAAGCCACCGCGUCGUGCUCCGCGUCGGCGAGAAGCAAUUCUUCACGACCAAGACGACGCUCGCGCCGGCGCGCUUCUUCGCGACGCUGUGGGCCCUCGCCGAGCCCGAGGACGGCGGCGAAUACUUUGUCGACGGCGACGCGGAGCUCUUUGAGCACGUGCUGCGCUUCCUGCGCACGCGCCGCUUCCCGCUCUUCUACAGCCGGCAGGACGGGUUCGACCAGGCGCUGUACCUCACGCUGCUCAAGCAGGCGCGCUUCUACCAGGUCGAGGCGCUGGCGGCGUGGAUCGCGGAGAAGCGCUACCUCGACGCCGUGUGGACCAGCUCGCGCACCGUCAGCGACACCAUCUACGGCGAGAGGCAGUUCCUGCACAUGCAGGAGAAGCUCUGGACGAGCGGCGAGGUGUCGCACGCGCUGUCCAUCAAGGAGACGGGCUCGUCGUCCAAGCAGUGGAAGUGUCCCAGCAAUGUGUGGAAGCAUGACGGCAAUAGGUUGGCGUGUCACCGCGCGCGAUGUCCCGGUCUGAACGGAGACUCGCUGGUCUAUAUGCGCACGUGGAAGGUCGAGGUCCAGCUCACCGCGGUUGAGAUUCGCGAUAGCGUCUUGGACGCCGGGCCAGACCCCGAUGGCCCGCCGCCGUACGACUUCACCGACUAA